Molecule: messenger RNA, 537 nt
Organism: Rotaria socialis
Lineage: Eukaryota; Metazoa; Rotifera; Eurotatoria; Philodinida; Philodinidae
Source: the annotation of a GenBank genome assembly
AUGCUGUCGUUGCAUGUGACUACGAGCUUCAUUAAUUUUUGUGCCUUAUUGUAUCUAACUAAAAGUAACGACGAAAAAAUCACUGUACCAUGUUUCACUCAAAAUGUGAAUGCGAAAAUCUCUCAAUUUGACGAUCGUAUAUCGUUGAAAUAUAUCAAUUGUACUCGUCUAUUAAAAAGACAUGUAUUUACGAUAACAUUUGAAAUACAACGACGAUUGAAUGUAAUCGAUCAUUUAUUUGAAUCACAUAUGGUCAUUACUCUGUUUGCUGGUCCUUGUUCGUCGAGUACAGCAACAUUAGAUAUCGGGCGAACAUUUCCAUCAAUAUAUGGAACUUUAGAUGGCAGUUAUCCGUCACAACUUGCGUCAAGUCAUCUGCCAUGGAAUGAACAGUCAGUACAAGGAACAAUAUCGUACGAGUACGGCGGACACGGAGCAAGUUAUGCACAACUUAUAUCAGCUCUUAUUCAUAUUGUUAUACGAAAUGGAAGAGAAGAAAUGAUAAAUGGCAUAUAUGUUUUUAAAUUUAAUAAUUAG